Saccharomyces paradoxus is the source of this 933-nucleotide messenger RNA. RefSeq names its product trans-2-enoyl-CoA reductase (NADPH) TSC13 (gene TSC13). Bases 1 to 933 code for a protein of 310 amino acids. Lineage: Eukaryota; Fungi; Ascomycota; Saccharomycetes; Saccharomycetales; Saccharomycetaceae. The record is from RefSeq and is a predicted model, not a curated record. Gene Ontology annotation, molecular function: oxidoreductase activity, acting on the CH-CH group of donors. Gene Ontology annotation, biological process: very long-chain fatty acid biosynthetic process. The transcript has a single exon.
AUGCCUGUUACCAUAAAGAGCCGCUCUAAAGCGUUAAGGGACACUGAAAUUGACUUGUCCAAAAAACCUACUUUAGAUGAUGUCUUGAAACAAAUCUCUACAAACAAUAGAAAUAUCAGCAAGUAUAGGAUAAGAUUAACCUACAAGAAGGAAACUAAACAAGUUCCAGUUAUUUCUGAAUCGUUUUUCCGAGAAGAGGCUGAUGACUCAAUGGAAUUCUUUAUCAAAGAUUUGGGCCCCCAAAUCUCAUGGAGAUUAGUCUUCUUUUGUGAGUACUUGGGUCCAGUUUUGGUUCACUCCCUUUUUUAUUAUCUAUCUACAAUUCCCACAGUCGUUGAUAAAUGGCAUAGUUCUAGUUCCGAAUAUAAUCCAUUUUUAAACAAGGUUGCAUAUUUUUUAAUUCUAGGACAUUAUGGUAAGAGACUAUUUGAAACUUUAUUUGUUCACCAAUUCUCUUUAGCUACUAUGCCAAUUUUCAACCUGUUCAAAAAUUGUUUCCAUUACUGGGUUUUAAGUGGUCUCAUUUCAUUUGGUUACUUUGGCUACGGCUUCCCGUUUGGGAAUGCUAAGUUGUUCAAAUACUAUUCAUAUCUGAAAUUGGAUGACUUAAGUACAUUAAUUGGUCUUUUCGUGCUUUCAGAAUUAUGGAACUUUUAUUGUCACAUUAAAUUGCGCCUAUGGGGUGACUAUCAAAAGAAGCAUGGUAACGCUAAGGUCCGUGUCCCAUUGAAUCAAGGGAUUUUCAAUCUUUUUGUUGCUCCCAACUAUACUUUUGAAGUUUGGUCUUGGAUUUGGUUUACUUUCGUGUUUAAGUUCAACUUAUUCGCCGUUUUAUUUUUGACUGUUUCCACAGUUCAAAUGUAUGCAUGGGCCCAAAAGAAGAACAAAAAGUAUCAUACUAGAAGAGCAUUCUUGAUUCCAUUUGUAUUUUGA